AUGAAAAAGUUUCUUGCUUCAAAACUGAUACCAGUAUGUCAUGCAGCUUUCUGUGAUUAUCAACUAUCUCGUUACGAUCUCGCGUGUAUUCCUCUCACACAACGUAUGUUCCAACAAAUUUUACCUCUUGUUCAAACCCAACAACGUCCACAAUGUCCUCGAUGUCGCUUUUACGUGGAAAUCCAACAGAUUGCUGAUCUUGAUCAACAUAUCGAGGCAUGUCAUCCAGAAAAUAUGGUUCCUUGUGAAUACUGCUAUUGCCCAACGGAUUUUAGUGAAUAUGAACAACAUCGCCAACAGUGUGCUAGUGAUGGAACAGGACGUCAACAAAAAUUGGUCGACUACAUUUUACUUCGCACUAAGUACCCAUUCAGAGCACAACAAAUCGAGUUCUUUAUCGAAAAUAAAAUGAAAGUUCAUCAUUCUAUUAUUCAUCCACUUUCCAUUGUCGAAGAGCUAGCUGAGUACAACGAUGUGUUUCCGAUGGAACUUCCCACUCGUGACUGUGAUGUAUGCAUGGAAUCGUGUUUUCUGGAUGAUAUUUUUGUAUUUGGUUGCGAUGAAAGUCAUAAGUUAUGUUACAAAUGUUACGAACAAUCUUGUACAGUUAAGAUGAAUAAUAAUGAAGUCCUUACUUGUGCUACUUGUCCUUAUCAACUGCAGUAUGGUGAAUUGAAGCAAUUGCGAAUAUCACCAGAUCAACGGAAUCUCAUUGUCGAAUAUCAGGUACAGAAGACUUUCGAUCGUUAUGCGAGUGGUAGUCGAGGUGUGAUUAAAUGUCCGAAUCAAGCCUGUACGUGGGCAUUCGAGCCAGGCAAUCCAAAUGAACAUUUUCGCGUCAUCUGUCACAUGUGUGCGAAUGAAUUUUGCUCACUCUGUAAUCAGCAGUAUCACUAUCGAACACUUUGUGAACAGUUAGCCGUAAUCACGGAACGAUGGUUCUUCUGGUGUAGCACAGAGCGCGGCCGCUAUUUGACUGAACGAGCAAAACAAGAUGCUAACUAUGCAGUUCAAUUGACUGAGUAUGAAAAACAACAUGCAGCAAGUAGACAACAAAAUGAAGAGUUACGCCGUCGGUAUGAAACAUCCGUCGAAGAUGAAAAAUACAAAGCACAAAACUGUCGCUAUUGCCCACAUUGUAAGCGAGUUGUUGAACGUGUGGACGGAUGUGGUUCUAUGGUAUGCGGAAGAGACUAUCACGGAGGCAAUGUACAAUCAGGUUGUGGAAAAAACUUUACAUGGGAACAAGCGAAGCAGUAUAAAUCAGUAGCUAUCCGUAAACCUGAACAAUUAGCAAAUGAACUACCAGCUCCUGAGAGUCCACUUGUGGUGCAUGAGAAUAUCACAUGUGACGGUUGUCAUGAAACAGUUCGAGGUAUUCGAUUCGAUUGUGUACAUUGUCCUUCGCUAAUAUUUUGCGAGAAAUGUGAGCAACGCUGUACUCUCGCGCACUCAAACGAAAAUCGACGUCAAGGUCAACAACAACAUGUCUUCCGAUUGAUAAUGACGCCGUUCGAAGAUGUAGCUUACUUCUGA
Molecule: messenger RNA, 1536 nt
Organism: Rotaria socialis
Lineage: Eukaryota; Metazoa; Rotifera; Eurotatoria; Philodinida; Philodinidae
Source: the annotation of a GenBank genome assembly